AAAGGGAUCAAAAUAGGUCAUCCCAAAGCGAUAAAAUGUCCUCAACGGUUUUCUCGUUUUCUAGAUAACUUUGAUCCAGGCCCCCCAGCGCCAAGUCCGAGACCUGUUUAUUUCGGUCCCGGCUUAUCCGGGUAACAGUAGGUUAAAACUUUCCGUUCUGCGUCCACGUAGAAGAAAUCCGUAAACAUGUGUUCCUAAUCACAUCAUUUGUACCUCUUUUUGGGGAGAAAAAUGCAAAUGAGGACAGCGAAAUAAUUACAAAUUCUUCAUCGCAAAAUUUCAACCCAACAGUUCAAAGAGAGACGUUUAUAAAUUAAGUUCUAAAGAGCUCGAGAGCCUGGAGGUCAAGCAUAGCAAAGCAAUUGGCGUUUGUCAUUGACAUCCGAUGGCAUCUGUGAGUACGAAGCAGUCUUCAGCAAAAGACCUCGCCGGUGAUCGUGAUGAUACAGUUGUCGACAUGGGCAAGAGUUCUGGACAAGUGCGGCCGGCGGCCUCUGAUCCUCCUCCAAGCGUCGUCGGCAGCGACUCGGACGACCCGCUCACGAUGGUGGUCGUUCUGGUGGCCUGGGUGCUGAUCGUGGCCACGCUGCCCGUCUCCGUGUGGUUCUGCAUCCACGUGGUGCAGGAGUACGAGCGGGCCGUGGUGUUCCGGCUGGGCCGGCUGCGCUCCGGCGGCGCCCUCGGGCCCGGCUGGUUCUUCCUCAUCCCCUGGGUCGAAAGAUACCGACUAGUGGACCUGCGCGUCGUCUCGUUCGACGUGCCGCCGCAGGAGCUGCUCACCCGGGACUCGGUCACCGUCUCCGUGGACGCCGUCGUCUUCUACCGCGUCUCCAAGCCAGUGAUGGCUGUGGCCAACGUCACCGACUUCUCGCUGUCGACCCGUUUCCUGGCGGCCUCCACGCUGCGGAACACGCUGGGCACGCGCGCGCUGGCCAACAUCCUCAGCGACCGGGAGGCGAUCGCCGCUCACAUGCAGGAGAGCCUGGACACGGCCACCGACCCAUGGGGCGUCAAGGUGGACCGGGUCGAGAUCAAGGACGUGCGUCUGCCCGUGCAGCUGCAGCGCGCCAUGGCCGCCGAGGCCGAGGCGGCCCGCGAGGCGCGCGCUAAGGUGAUCGCCGCAGAGGGCGAGCUGACCGCGUCCCGAGCCCUGAAGGAGGCUGCCGAGGUGAUGUCCGAUAGCCCCAGUGCGCUUCAGCUACGCUACCUGCAGACGCUAAACGCCAUCGCCGCUGAAAAGAACUCUACAAUAAUUUUCCCGCUACCCAUCGACAUUGUCCAACAUUUUGUCAAGAGGUGAAUCACGAAUGCGUGCCUUGUCACCUUUGAAGAGUUGCAAACAUAAUCUCCAAACGAUGAAAAGACGGGAAGUUGAUAGAAAUUUGAGGAAAGGUCGACAAAGGAUAGAAUUCGAUUGUGCGGCAAGAGCGACAAGGAUGACGGAAUGAAAGCCUGAAGUAGGGAACUAGUGAGCGAAGCUAUAACAGACCUAGAUGACCUGAUAUACGGUAUGAGGCCUAUGAGAGCGAUGAUGCUGAAAAGUGAAAGGCACUAGUUCAGUUUGCGUUAAGUUUGUUCAGUUUGUUUGCGUCUUGUUAAGUUGUUUUUAACAUUCAAUCACUCACAUUGAAAUAUACAUUUAACGCGGA
Molecule: messenger RNA, 1649 nt
Organism: Amphibalanus amphitrite
Lineage: Eukaryota; Metazoa; Arthropoda; Thecostraca; Balanomorpha; Balanidae
Product: band 7 protein AGAP004871-like
Exons: 1
Coding region: 386-1300 (304 amino acids)
Cellular component (GO): plasma membrane
Source: RefSeq, a predicted model, not a curated record